Messenger RNA from Salpingoeca rosetta, 690 nucleotides. RefSeq lists its product as uncharacterized. The coding region runs from base 1 to 690 and encodes 229 amino acids. NCBI's taxonomy places the organism in Eukaryota, Choanoflagellata, Craspedida, Salpingoecidae. The record is from RefSeq and is a predicted model, not a curated record. The transcript is spliced from 2 exons.
AUGGCUGGGAAGAAGAAAGGGGGAAAGAAAAAGGGAGGAAAGAAGAAGAAGGCAGCUGAGAAGAAGGAGAAGGGCAACCUGGUUCCGGGAAUGGUGGCGGGCGGGAUGCCGCUGACAGCGCUCACGCCACAGGGCCGCUCCAUUGAGGUCGCCGAGCUGCGGUUCGCAACAGUCAAGUCCUUGAAGAACCAAAUAUCAGAGGCGGGACAGAUGCCGGCAGAUACAAUGCGCUUGUUCGUGCAAGUGGCGCCAACGGAAGCGUCGGCAUCAGGCUCGGGCGUCCGCUGCGUCAAGGACAUUGAGGGCUACAAGCCAGACUGGAAGUGGGAAAGGAGCAUGCUGGUGAAGGAGCUGCAUGACGAUUGGACAUUGGAGAUGAGCGGGCUGCGCCCCACCAACAUGGUGUACUUGCUGCGCAAACUGCCUGCCCUGCAGACCCUAUCCCCCUUCCACCCAGCCCGCAGUCCCGCGUGCACGUGCCAUGAGACCAGCGGACCCUCGACCACGCCGAAGCAGCCGGAGCGCAACACCUCCGCCGCCAAGCCCCCGCGAAAGCCGUGCCCUGUAUGCGACGGCAAGACCGCCGUUGAGCGGUUUCGGGAGCAGGUUCUUCCCAAGCCGCCACCGCCCCUCGUCCUCCGAAACUCUGUGGCUCUCAGCCCCGCAGCACACCGCGCAAGCCAACCAUGA